This is a messenger RNA of Callorhinus ursinus (northern fur seal), 934 nucleotides long. Lineage: Eukaryota; Metazoa; Chordata; Mammalia; Carnivora; Otariidae. The record is from RefSeq and is a predicted model, not a curated record.
AUGGAGGUGGUGAGAAGUGUUUCCUCAGCUUUGGUCAAUAAUCAAAGGACGAUCUUAAACUGCAAAGUAGAGACUGGUGGAAAUGACAUCAUUUCGGCUCCACCUGACCGGGAAGUGGCAGACCGGCCCACCCGGGGGGCCGGCCCUCCUUUGGGCCUCGGGUCGGCCGUGCGCGGGGUUAAAGCCCCGACUUCCUCAGAGUGGGUCCCUGAGGUGCACAGCGCGCGGGCACCAGGAGAUGCGCACGGGUCUGGCCUCUGCGCGCGGCGGCCUCACGCUAGCAACCUCACGCCCCAGGCGGUGGCGGGCUGCGAGCGAGGCGGGGCCAAGAGGGCCGCCGGACCCCGAUGCCCUCAGGCACCACCCCGGGGCUGGCGCCGAGGUGGCCGCGGGUGGUGGCGCGUGCUGAGGCGGCGGCAGCGGCAGCGGCAGCGGCAGGCGCCGCCGGGACGGGCAGGGGCGCGCGGCUCGGGCGGGCGCCGGCUGCCUCCCUCCGUCUCUCGCUCGCUCUCCCUCCUGCUUGCUCGCCGGCUGAAGGGCCGGGCUCUCUCCCAGAGCUCUCGGGAAGGAAGAAGGGGGGCCAAAGACGCCGACAAGUUCCCUCAGCAGCCGCAGAUCCCGGCCCAGGCGGAGGCUGCGGCUCAGACGGGGCAGGAGAGCACUCCGCGGCGGAGCGCACGGCCAGAGCGUCUCAGGCGGGGGGCGCCCGGGCCUUUCGCUCUCCGCGGGGCCGCGGUCCGGGAUCCCAUGAGACGCGCCCGUGAGGGGCGAGAGAUCCGAAGCCCGGGCGACGAGAGGCAGAGGCGGAGGGCGGUGUUGCAGCUGCUGGAAGCCCGGAUCGGCCGGCAGGAGGCGGCGGAGAGAACUUGAACUUGGCGUCGAGAGCGGGCGCCCCGGACGCCCCCCGCCGGGGCCGGGGCGCCGAGAGACCUGG